Molecule: messenger RNA, 1251 nt
Organism: Phragmites australis (common reed)
Lineage: Eukaryota; Viridiplantae; Streptophyta; Magnoliopsida; Poales; Poaceae
Exons: 9
Coding region: 232-1089 (285 amino acids)
Biological process (GO): maturation of LSU-rRNA; maturation of 5.8S rRNA
Cellular component (GO): nucleolus; preribosome, large subunit precursor
Source: RefSeq, a predicted model, not a curated record
AACCUCGCUAAUAGCCCCAAAACCCUAGUCUUCUCUCGGCCGCCUCGCUCCCUUCUCUGGCUAGGCUCGCCGCCGCCCUCUCGCGGUCAGUACUGGCCGCCGCCCUCCGCCCGUUCCUCCUGGUAGCAGGGGCGGAGCCAGCGGUAACAAUCAGAGGCGGGGAGACCCGUACCGAGGAACCGAGCGGCGUCGCGGCAAGCAGAGGAGCAAGCCCGAGUAGCGGUGUCCAAAAUGAGCGACGACGUGAUAUGGCACUGCAUCCGCCACAACCACUGCAGCUUCAUGGCCAAGAUCACGACAGGGAUAUUCUGCCGGAAUCCCUACAAUGUGACGGGCAUCUGCAACCGGAGCUCCUGCCCUCUUGCCAACAGUCGCUACGCCACCAUCCGGGAUCAUGAAGGUGUUUUCUACCUAUACAUGAAAACUGCUGAAAGAGCUCAUCUACCAAACAAAUUAUGGCAGAGAGUCAAACUGCCCAGGAAUUAUGAGAAAGCAAUGGAUGUCAUCAACAAGCAUCUUGAAUUUUGGCCUAAGUUGCUUGUGCACAAGAUCAAGCAGCGGCUGACAAAAAUGACUCAGUAUCGUAUAAGAAUGAGAAAACUUCAACUGAAAGUGAGAGAGAAGGUAAUGACAGUGCCCAGGAAGAAAACUCAGCUCGAUAUCAGCAGGAUGGAAAAGGCUGAAAAGGCAGCUCAACUAGAAAAGAAUAUUGAAAGUGAAUUGAAGGAACGUCUGAAGAAAGGUGUUUAUGGCAACAUCUAUAACAUUCCCUUCAAAGAGUUCGAUGUCGUUCUUGGUAUGGAAAGGGAUGAAGUGGUUCUUGGGGAAGAGGAUGAAACAAAACAGGAAGGUGAAGUAGAAUACGUCGAAGGUAUGGAAGGGAUGGGUGACAUGGAAGAUAUGGAAGACUUUGAAGGCCUCAGUGAUGGUGGCACGGAUGAAGAUGAUCUUUUGGAUGAGCCAGUGGCAAACAAACCCAAGGGAUCAGGUUCUGAUUCGAAACAAAAUGUUGGGAAAAGGUCUAGGAAGGUUCUCACUGAGGUGGAACAAGACGAAGAGACAAAUACCAGGCAAAGGACGCGAAUGUGAAUUUUGGCAAACGCUACUUCAGUUAUGUGCUGGAUGUUGAUGAUGACUUUUAUUUAUUUUCUAAUUGUAAUGCGUAAAAUUCACCUGUACUUCCUGCUGAGAACUUAUUCAUGAUUUACAACGUUUAUAUGAGGCAAAUCAGGGUCUUGCAUUUACCAACAA